AUGGCCACAAAGCAGGCUCCCAGCUUUAUGGAAGCUUCUCAAUUUGCCAGAACGGAAUUCACCGUCCAAUCAUAUGAUCAGAAUAUCAAACACAGAUACGUCGACAGCCUCGACGAACUCGCGACGAUGUGCCUCAAGGUGAACCAGGAGAUAGUUCAGGAGCUGCAUUUACUUGUUCAAAAUCUCAAUAUAUGCGCAGAAGCCACAAAGGACUCUGAUCUUGAUGGGCUAUUGUCAUCAUUGCAAGCUUUACUGGAAGCAAUUGGUCCAAACCCUGUUACAUCCAUUCAUCAUCUCGCAUCGUCCCUACCCAUUCAGCAAACCGAGUUAUACGUCUCCUCCCUCACAGCGUACAACCAGCGAAUCUCCUCACUACUUGAAACCAUUCCACAUCUCAUGACCAAUAUGAAGAAUGUGGCCAAGAACAUGUAUCUUCCGCUCAAACACCUGGUAAUGGUGCACUAUUAUAUGACUCGAUGGUGUCGAAUAUCAGGGGAUACCACUCUCGACACUUUCCUCAUGCAACUGUCGGAUGUGGUAAUUGGCUGUUAUGAAGUUGCUGGUAUUGAGAUGGAAGAUCAUGAAAUCAUCUCGCUGGAAGACUUGUUGCAGACUACAACCUGUCUGGUACCCACUAUCAAGGACACCGUCAAGUCAAUCAUUACCUGUCUGACGGCUCCUGCUGACUUUGAAGACUGCCCGAUCCCACGACCACCAAAAUAUAAAGGUUCUCUGGACUGCGCCAUGCUUCAAAAUGGAAAGUUUUCCGUGAAAGCAUCUCUGGUGGUCUUAGAAGAAUCUCUCCUUGUUCUAGAGAAACAAAAGAGCAGGUUGCUGUACGUACCUUACAAGACCCAUGAUAUACAAGUCAUGAUGAUAGACCUCGAUGAUCAUGGUAAAAUGGCCUUACAAAUCAGGAUGGGAGCACGUGUUAUCCUCUUCGAAGUAUUAUCUACAGAUGUCGUAUUUCUGAAGACCGCUUUUCCCCAUUUUCUUGCUAGUGCUAGCCAUGGUAACAAGACUCCUACUUCAACAGAUGAUCCAGCUAGAGGCACCUCUUCAAGAAUGAAUCCAUUUCCCGUAGUGCAUGACGGCCUUGCUAGCGAUUCCACCUCCAACUUCCUACAGCCAAAUAGGUUUUGCGGGCGAUUAUCUGAUCUACCACAAACCAUUGCCAAAACUUCAACUGGUAUCGACUUGGUUGUGCCAUUGGUCCUCGUCAGGUACUUGGAAUAUUUGAUCAAGCAUGGCUGUCAUAGCGAAGGAAUAUUCAGGCUUCCUGGCAGCAUUGCUCUAGUUGCAUCAAUCGAAGCUGCUUUAUGUCGCAUGCGAUGGCUUAGUGUAUAUUCAAGCUCUACGCCAGUCGAAGAUCAGCCAGUUGUAGAUAUUCUGAAACUUAUUCGCAGCGAGAAAGCCUCAUAUGAAAUGGCAUACGAAAUUGCCGACAUUGUUACGAGCUGGAUUAGGUACAUCCAAGGGUCCCUUAUACCAGAAACAGUGUCGGAAGAGAUUCAACGACUAGGAAAUAACGUAAAUGUAGCUACGGUCGCCAACGUCUUGACCAGUCUCCCUUUACAUCGUCGUCGUGUAUUUCUCUACAUCUGUGAUUUUUUCGGCCAAGUGGUAAAAUGCACUGAGUUGAAUGGUAUGACUGCUAAGAGUCUGGCCAAAAUCUUCGCACCCAUUUUUCUCAAUGAGAAGACUGGAAGCAAUAUCAAUAUCAUCGUGGCAGAGUAUAUAGACAUCGAAAAAUUUAUUGAAUGCUGCAUCGAAAACAAUCUCGCCAUCACAGAGAGAUUGAAUGUCGGAAAAGCAUUAGAGCCAUCAAUCGGAGAUCAAGUAGCAAACACUGCCGACAUAAUAUUCAGAGCAUAUACACUUCCAAUUCACCGCAUUCGCUCAUUAGAAGAUGCCUCGCUAGGCAAGUGUCUCGUCUCUAUAGUCAUUAGCAACCAUAUCCCUUACAUAACCCUCACUCUGGAAGCUACCCACGCUUCCAUCUUCGAGACACGCAUCACGCCAUCAUUGAUGGUAAAAGUGGUACAUGCUGUACAAGUACUUCUGGAAUUCGUGUCAAUGGAUAGAACACGUCAAACAUACUACUUGCAACUCAAAACGGCAGAAUUAGCUCAGAUGUUUGAGACCGUAGUCAAGCAGAAGCGAUUAGACUGCUUGAACUCUAUGAUUGAUUCCUUCAUGUCCGAACAGUCUAUUUUUAUCUCAGAUGAAGUAGGACGCCAAGAGAUGCGUCAAAUUGAAUCGUGUGUUGUAGAUGUGAUCGUGUCAAGUCGACAUCAUCUAGGACGUGCCAACCUUGUGGUGUCGAAAGCUGAAGAUAACAAGACUUUUGUGUCUUUGGUAACGACAACAAACUCGCUCUUGCUCAACACAGCAUUGGAUGGAUCCGUCUCUUGUGUUCUUGAUUAUUCAUCUCGUAUGCUCAUUCUGAGGAAAUCGGUUUCUGCUCACUGCAUCGAGCUCACUUUGAUUGUGGCCAACUGCAUGGAAGAAGCUGCCAAAGUCUAUGAAGCCAUCCGUGGAUCCUUACUUGCUACUUCUCGUUAUGACAAUCAAUUAUCCUCAAACGCUACAACAGAAACGAUCGAGUCCAAAGAUGCAGAUAACUCGAAUGACAAAGCAUCAGUUAUGGCUCUGUUCUCAAAUUCCUCAGUCGAGUCGCUUCCCGAUCUUGCAAAGAUAGUUCAGAAGACGACGACAGUGUAUAGGUCUUCCUGGGCUGCGCAAGUCUUGCCUGUUGCUCGCAACACCGCAUUCGCUACGCCAGCAUUGGCUGUAGGUGGCUGCUCAUCUCAGCUGGAUCGUUUUGCAUUGGCCAACGUGUUACGUCAAGGCAACAGUCCCCCUGCCUUCAAACUGUCAGCAGCAACAUCAAUCGAAGCUGCAGUAUCAUCCAAACCUGUUGAGGCAUCUGACAACUUCCAAGGAAACAAUACUGUCGAAGUACCUCAAAACGUAAUCUGGAUUCCUCAACCUACUAUUGCUGCAAAAAGGCGCUUUUCUGGUUCACCAGCAUUGCCACGAGGCUUUGGCUCGCAACCAGCUGGAUUUCCCAAGUUUGCCAAUACAAUGCCGUCAUUAAAUCUGCAUCCAACGGAACUCGAAACCCAUUUCACCAUCAGUAACAAUAAUACCCAAAACACUGACGAGGGUGUUGCAACCCUUCCUUCCUCGCUUGCUGAUGAGAACCACAAGACUUGUGACAGGUGUCAUAACGAGACAGACGUCGAGUCUGCGCCUCAUAUACAUCGUCUUGUUAAGGAUUUGGUAGAGCAUACCCCCAGGGUGUCAACUGGACGAGUCUUGUCAGUAUCGGAGAAGGCAGAAGAGUCAGCACCAGUGCUAGUCGAAAAAAACAACGUCGGUGAUGCAGAAAAUGAAAGUGUAGAUGAAGGAGCUCAAGAUAUGUAUGAGGAUGACGAAUUCAUAGAUGAUGAGGAAGAGGACAUCAGAAUGUAUCAACAACAGGCAGAAGCCUCAAGGAAGCAACGUAUCGAGCUUGAAGAUAAGAUGAAGAAGAUGCGAUUGGAGAUGCAAGAGAUGAGAGAUAGCAUUGAUUUCAAAACGAAAGAUUUAUUUGAAAGAGGUCUAUAA
Molecule: messenger RNA, 3612 nt
Organism: Synchytrium microbalum
Lineage: Eukaryota; Fungi; Chytridiomycota; Chytridiomycetes; Synchytriales; Synchytriaceae
Exons: 12
Coding region: 1-3612 (1203 amino acids)
Biological process (GO): small GTPase-mediated signal transduction
Cellular component (GO): cytoplasm
Molecular function (GO): GTPase activator activity
Source: RefSeq, a predicted model, not a curated record